Molecule: messenger RNA, 603 nt
Organism: Arachis duranensis
Lineage: Eukaryota; Viridiplantae; Streptophyta; Magnoliopsida; Fabales; Fabaceae
Product: peptidyl-prolyl cis-trans isomerase FKBP12
Molecular function (GO): peptidyl-prolyl cis-trans isomerase activity
Source: RefSeq, a predicted model, not a curated record
AGUAGAGAGCGGUGGAAGAGUCUAGGCGCUUUAGUUGCAGGCUACGUCGAGAAUCAGUGAAUCAGAAUCAGUCGCAGAAAUGGGAGUGGAGAAGCAAUUGGUGAGGCCCGGCACCGGUCCCAAGCCUGUUCCCGGUCAGAACGUCACCGUUCACUGCACUGGCUAUGGGAAAAAUGGUGACCUCUCCCAGAAAUUUUGGAGCACAAAGGAUCCAGGGCAGCAACCUUUUAGUUUCAAGAUAGGGCAGGGAUCUGUUAUUAAGGGAUGGGAUGAAGGUGUUCUUGGCAUGCAAGUCGGUGAAGUGGCUCGUCUCCGGUGCUCCCCUGAUUAUGCUUACGGUGCUGGUGGCUUCCCUGCCUGGGGGAUACAGCCCAACUCUGUUUUGGAGUUCGAAAUUGAAGUCCUCAGUGCCCAGUGAAGUGAACACAAUACACAUACUAUUGCUCUUUUCAUUCUAAUAAAUAAGGACUCGUAUUGGUGUUAGUUUUAGUGUUAGUAUCGUAUCAUGUAUUGUGUAUGCUUGAGUACUUUGGCUGAAUCAUGAAUAACUUCCGAAUGGUCUUUGAUGAUAUAAUAUCGGUUAAAUUACACCGUUAGUCCCUA